CAGAGGACUGUGAAACAGUCAGAAGUAUCAGCACUAUUUAAAAUCAGAUGUAAAUUAUUUGUAGUCUUGGUACAAUAAUACCAUUUUAACGUCUUUCUGAAAAGUGCUUGAAUUUUUAUUUGACACAGAACCAGACAAAAAUGAGGGGAAAUCGUCCAGUGGAGCUCCCAGAGGACUUCUGGAUUCCCAUCCCUCUGGACACCAACAACAUCACAUCCUUCAGUCCAUACCUAGUUCCUCAGGACCACUUAGGGAGCCUUGGGAUAUUUUAUUCCAUGUCAGCAUUUAUGUUCUUCCUGUUUGUGACCGGUACAGGCAUUAAUAUCCUCACUAUCGCAUGUACUGUUCAAUAUAAGAAGCUCCGCUCUCAUCUGAACUACAUUCUGGUGAACUUGGCUGUGGCAAACCUUCUCGUCUCCUCUGUCGGCUCCUUCACCUGCUUCUACUGCUUUGCCUUCAGAUACAUGAUUCUUGGUCCACUGGGGUGCAAGAUUGAAGGAUUUACAGCAACUGUUGGUGGUAUGGUCAGCCUGUGGUCUCUGGCUGUGGUAGCAUUUGAGAGAUGGCUUGUCGUCUGCAAGCCACUCGGGAACUUCGCCUUCAAGCCUAACCAUGCUAUAGCUUGCUGCGCAAUGACUUGGGUGUUUGCUUUGAUGGCUGCAGUUCCUCCUCUGGUUGGAUGGAGUAGGUAUAUCCCAGAGGGCAUGCAGUGCUCCUGUGGACCAGACUGGUACACAACCAACAACAAGUUCAACAAUGAGUCCUAUGUGAUGUUCCUCUUCUGCUUCUGCUUUUCUGUCCCUUUCUUCACCAUCGUUUUCUGCUACUCACAGCUGCUUUUCAUGUUGAAAGCGGCAGCGAAGGCCCAAGCUGAAUCUGCCUCCACCCAGAAGGCAGAGCGGGAGGUGACCAGGAUGGUGGUCGUCAUGGUCUUGGGCUUCCUGGUGUGCUGGAUGCCUUACGCCUCCUUUGCUCUUUGGGUCGUCAACAAUCGAGGGCAGCCUUUUGACCUGAGACUGGCAACCAUUCCCUCCUGUCUGUCCAAAGCCUCCACAGUUUACAACCCCAUUAUCUACAUCCUCCUAAAUAAACAGUUCCGCUCGUGUAUACAGAAGAUGCUGGGGAUGAGUGGAAGCGACGAUGAGGAGUCAUCAACAAGUCAAUCCGUCACUGAAGUCUCCAAAGUCGGACCUGCUUAGGUUGUUCACGACUCAUUUUGGUGUCUGAUAUACAGUGGUGUAGUGGUAGCUGAUGAGGUGGGUAUACGGCUAGGUAGAUGGGCAUGUUAUGGAGGAGGAAGUGGGUGUGCUCUCCUAUAUAUUCCAAUGAUUAUUGGUAAAUAGGUGGGUAAACUGUAUAUGGCCAGAAAAGAAGUGGGUAUACCACAUAUACCUGCAUAUACCCUCCACUACACCACUGUUUACGUAUUGUAAAUAACACUGAACGAACAAAUAUGACAAAUGGAUUAUUCUGUUAUUACAGCUGAAGAGUUACAUGCAAAGAAAAAUGUUUUAAAAAAAAAGAAGAAACAAAUAAAUGUCAGUGAUAAUUAUUAUUUGUGUCUUUUCCAGACUAUUCAUUUCAGAUGUAUGUGACAAAUUGUAUAUUAUUUAGCCUUGAUCUUGUCCUAAAAAUAAAAUGAAGAUGUCAAACUUUGGUCAAUGGAAACCCAUAGUAGUUGUUAAUUUAUUAACUGCAAGCUAAUGUUGUAGUAUAUUACAAAUCUUUGUGAAUGAGAUGGAAAACUGUAUUUAUUGUUUAGGGAUUCAUGUGCAUAGAAACAACCUGGAGUCUAACAGAGAAUAAUAAACAGCUGACCUACAA
Messenger RNA from Epinephelus lanceolatus (giant grouper), 1824 nucleotides. Its product is annotated as blue-sensitive opsin. Gene Ontology annotation, biological process: G protein-coupled receptor signaling pathway; visual perception; phototransduction. Gene Ontology annotation, cellular component: membrane. Lineage: Eukaryota; Metazoa; Chordata; Actinopteri; Perciformes; Serranidae. Gene Ontology annotation, molecular function: G protein-coupled receptor activity. The record is from RefSeq and is a predicted model, not a curated record.